Messenger RNA from Malurus melanocephalus (red-backed fairy wren), 3263 nucleotides. RefSeq names its product elongator acetyltransferase complex subunit 6 (gene ELP6). The coding region runs from base 38 to 838 and encodes 266 amino acids. NCBI's taxonomy places the organism in Eukaryota, Metazoa, Chordata, Aves, Passeriformes, Maluridae. Gene Ontology annotation, biological process: tRNA wobble uridine modification. The record is from RefSeq and is a predicted model, not a curated record. Gene Ontology annotation, cellular component: elongator holoenzyme complex. The transcript is spliced from 7 exons.
GCUCYCCUCCCCGCGCUCCCCCUCGGCGCUGCCCGCCAUGUUCGCGGAGCUGAACGAGCUGCUCGGGGCYUCCCCGGAGCGCCCGGACGCGGGUAAAUUCACGCUGCUGCGAGAUACCCGGACAGAUGGYAGCUUCUUGGUGCACCACUUCCUCUCCUUCUACCUCAGAGCUGGCUGCAAGGUUUGCUUUGUGGCUCUGCUCCAGUCCUUCAGCCACUACAACAUCGUGGCGCAGAAACUGGGAGUCAGUCUGGCAGCUGCCAAGGAACGGGGACAGCUUGUCUUCCUGGAGGGUCUCAAGUCCUGCCUUGACCUCCUGUUUGGGGAGGAGGAGCAGCCAGGACAGCCCAUUCCUCUGCAGUUUCUGAGUGGGAGCACCUCUGAUCUCAGAGCCUUGUUUGAUUUUGUCCGGGUGUCCCUGACUCCCRUGGACGGUGAUUCCUGGAAAGGCCCCGUGCUGCUGGUGGAUGACCUCAGUGUCCUGCUGAGCCUGGGGGCUGCACCAGUGGCUGUGCUGGACUUCAUCCAUUACUGUCGCAUGUCUGUGUGCUACCAGCUGAAGGGGAACAUCGUGGUGCUGGUUCAUAGCAACGAGGAUGCRGAAGAUGAGGAGAAUGAACUGGUUGUGAACUCCCUGUGUCAUCACAGUGACCUCAUCCUGUGGGCAGAGGGGCUGGCCACYGGCUUCUGCAAGGAUGUUCAUGGGCAGAUUAAGAUAAUCAAGAGAUUGUCCUUGCGGCAGGCGGCGGAGCAGGAUCUGGUGCAGAUCUACCAGUACAAGAUCCAGGACCGGAAUGUCACCUUUUUUGCCAGGGGGCUGUCAGCUGCAGUCCUGUGACAUUGUGACGGUGCAGCGUGAGUCUGGGGAUGUCAGUCCCUGCCUCCACACCAGCCUGGCAGCUCCACCAGCACCUUCCAGGAGCAGCACAGCAAACUGAGCUGGGAAGGAAACUCAGACAUACCUGGAAGUGGUGCCAACGUGGGAUCAGCUUGCCCAUCGCCUUCUGCAUCCUUUUGUCCUCCCACCCUGUUCCCAACAUGCUCAGGCCAAGAAAGAGAGCAAGAACUUGCAAGAAUAGCCCUUGGAGCAUGUAAAUACAGGCAGAGGGGUGUCCUGCAGGUGGGGUGUGCCUCACCUCACCUUUUCCGGUGUGCUUGGCAUGGCAUGGCAGUGCCAGGCACUGCAUGGAGGGAGCAGCCCCUCCCUCUUGCUGGCACGGGAGGAGAUGACACAGAGUGGGUGGAGCAGGGAUGAUCUGGGAGCCUGGCGCAAUCCUCUCCUUGCUCCCAGCUGUCUGGCAGAGAUUUGCCCAGCUCCAGUUUCCAUGCUGUUGGUGAAUCUGUAGCUCCAUGUGUAGCCCCUCACCUGGCUGUGCUGAGACCUGGGCACUGCCUUGAUUGGCUUAUCUGCUGCGGCUUCUCAAGCUCAUCCUUGGCUUUGGGGUUGGAUAAACCCCUGUCCCUGAGCCUCUGUCUCAGCCACUGCUUCCUCAUCCCAGACCCUGACUAGCAGUUACAUGACCUGCCUGUACUGAAGCUUUUUAUUUUUUUUUAAUAAUAAUCCCUAAUUUUAGUGAGAUAAGGAUACAGUGAUUAAGUAAGCKUGGAUCUCUGGGUGGGAACUGCUCCCCACUGGUUUCUUGGUAGGGGGCAGGAAUGRGCAUCUCCCCACUCUGGAUGAGGAGAGGGCCCUCCCCAUGGCUGCAGGGGCAAUCCUGGAAGCAGAGYUCAGGCCUGAAGGUCUCCUGGUAGAUGCUUCUGCUGAGAUAUCCCAUUUAUCCUGGGAGAUAAAUUACAUCCUCCACACUUGUGAGAGUCUUGAUUAACCCGCCAGGUCCUUGCAGCUCCAGAGCUGGGGUAGCAACUCUGGCAGUGGGACACAUUCCUACUUUUUCCAUGUAGACUCAGUGACCCAUCCCAUGCUGGUUUGGGAAUGUGCUCUUUGCCUUAUAAUUUUGGGAGCCCUGGCAUGUUCAGGGCUCUAGCUGCUGCUUGAUGACAGCCCAGGGAAGCCAGGCAGGCUCCAAGAAUUGUGGCAAAACCACAGGGAACUCAGGAGGGGAAUCAGGUCGUGUGUGUGCUCUAGGAUCACUUGUCCCUGGUGUCCCCUGGGUGUUUCCAUGCUCUCCCGUGGAAGUGGCAGUGCCCACUGCCUGGCUGCUGGCUCAGUGUGGUGGCAGUGCCCAAGGGGCAAUGCACUGUUGCAGUCUGCACAGGGAGGAUAAGAGGACCAGUAGCUGCUGGCACUGCAGCUGCUUAAAUUGCAGCUGUGAUGGGCAUAGAAUGGUGUAUAAUUGGAGUAAUAUGUGUAUAAUURUCCUUGGAGAGAUGCCAGAGCCUAGCUCCCGAUCUCUGCCUCCCUCAUCUGAAACUAGCGGGGACACUGCGUGAUACAAUGUGUGACAUCACUGCUGGCUUGUGCCUGGUUCUUUCUACMCUUAACCAGUGCCUGUAUCCAAUUAAUGGUCUGGGGAGCCUCUGCCUGACACUUCCCAUGUCCCCAUGCAGGGGAUGUUCCYUGGUAUCCCUUUGGAAUGAGCCACKGUGCCCAUGCCAUGCAGYGGUGAGAGCUUGGACAGGGAGAUUUCCCCCUGGAAAAGGGAGGUGAAACCUGUGGUGGCURCUCAGUGCAAGACCAAACACAGCAUUCCCAGUACUUCUGCCAAUUGUCCAGGGGUGGCCUUGGCCAUCAGGACACGAUGGGGGCAGUUGUGCCGAUCCAAGGCCAUGAGCACAGCUGUGACCSAGCUGAGGCCUCACUCCAGAGCUGACGCUGCGGGAGGGCAGCCAGAGAGUGGAUGUCAGGAAUGAUGCCAUCGAUGGCAGGACAGGAUGGCCUUGCCCAGGGUCAGCCACCUGCUGUGUGCUCAGGGCUGCUGCCAUGGGCAGUGUUUGUGUGCCAGCCACAGCUUGGGCAAUCCUGAAGAAUCUUGUGGGAUAGGGCCUGAGGGUUCAGCUCUCCAUUCCCUUGGCCUYGAAGGGAGCUGCAAACGGGAAGUCCCACCAAGGCUGGGGCUGGUGAGAUGAGGGUGCAGGUCCCUGGGAGAAGGGGAUGGGUUAUAUUGGGAAAGGCUGCCAGCAGCAGGGUCGGCUAGAAAGUGUCAGUCUGACAGCUGCAAGAAGGGCCCUGUAAAAGCUGUUUUGGGUGUAGUCAGCCUCAGUACUGGAGAUGAAGGAGCAGGGAAUGUGCUUUACAGCAUCCCACCCCAUGCCAGCAUCGUGCUGGCAAGAGAGCAGGGRCACUGYUGGAGAAGGAAAGAUCC